UGCACCUUCUUUUCCUUUUUUUUCACAAGGACAAAUAUCAUGGCGCCUGAUUGACAAAACCAGCACAUAACCACAUUGGAAGGAUUUAUAAUUUCUGCGUAUAAGGACUGCGUAUAUACAACCAGAGCCUCAGCGGGUUGCCCAGAACGGGACUUUGGAGAGGGUCUGGUGAAAAGGAAAAACACACCAUCACACCUCGGAUGAUCCGAACUGCACCAGGCAUGAGUCUGCCUCGGUGCAACACGCACUGACGUCUGUCGCAUUGCGCGUCAUUCACUGGACUGACCGUCUCAAAGUGUGCCGAGUUGAGGUUAACUGCCGUGGGAGAAUGACAUCUCCGCCGACCAGACUCUCCCUGUGUCUCUCUGUCCUCCGGAUCUUUGCGAUACAGGGGACGUUUGUGGAGCUCCCUCCAAAAGAUUCCAUCCGCUCCUUGGCAGAGGAGGAGACUGUCCUUCCCUGCCGCUACCAGCCAAGUGAGAGCAAUGUGGUGGUGGUGCAGGUCACGUGGUAUAAGGAGAAACCCGAUGCCACCAAGGAACAGAUCAUCACCGCACACCACAUGAAUGGACAGACCGCAUUCGGGACGUGGUCUCGACGCGUGCGCUUUAGAAGCAGUGAACCCACAGUGGACUCAUCUCUGGUCAUCAUGAGCACAGAGGUCUCUGAUGAGGGGGAGUAUAUCUGCCGCAUCAGCACCUUCCCCUCUGGCAACUUCGACAGCGAGAUGUCACUCAUCGUAUGGACCAUUCCGAUCUCCUCCCUGGACCCGGUGAUUCUGGUGGAGGGACAGUCCUACCGACAGGCCGCCUCCUGCCGCUCAAUAGCCCGCCCACCUCCCCGCCUCUCCUGGGACACCGACCUGAACGGCCAGUCCAUCAACCGCUCUUCCGACAACGGGGCGGUCUCUACGUACUACUCCCUGCAUCCGCUGAGGAGCAUGAAUGGCAAGAAGCUGGACUGUCUGGUGUGGCAUCCGACUUCACUAACCACCCGCAGGCUCAGCAACCACCUGGUGGUGUACUUCCCGCCACAUGUAGAGGUGUCUGGCUACAAUGGAGACUGGUCCAUCGGUCUGGAGAAUGCUGCCCUGAGGUGCACAAGUGGAGGAAACCCCAAACCACAGAGUUUCACCUGGAUCAGAAUCGGUAGAGAGUUGCCCGAAGGCGUGAUCCCCCAUCCUAAUGGAACACUCAUUUUCGGGCGACCCCUAAGCUUGUCUGACAUGGGCACCUACCAGUGUGUGGCAAAGAAUGAAGUGGGAGUGGGGAAGGCUGAGGUGGAAAUCGCUGUGGCAGAAGCUCGCGGGGAGCCGGAUAUGCCUGAAAACAUGCUGAUGCUCAUCGUGGGGGGUGUGGCCGGCGGGCUGCUGAUGUUGAUGCUCAUCAUCGUCAUCACGGUCACGUGCCGCCACAAAAGCAAGAACAGAAAACUGGAGAGGGAGCUGAGGGAGAAGAAGGAAGAAAUUUGCACUCUCUCCAGACAAGCCUCUUUCAGGAGAAUGAACUCCAUCAGCACAGAUACCAGAGGAGCGACAGAGGAAAACAUCCCGCUGAGGGUGGAGGGAACCCUAAGGACCAGCCUGUCUUCCCUCGGGGAGCAGGCACACUACCGCGACAGUCGAUCUACUAUCUCAGGUGGGCGGGGGGGAGGAGGAGGAGGAGGAGGAGGAGGGGGAGCGUUUGACUACUUGGGCAGACCCGUCCUGCACAACAACACACGGAGGGGCAGGGACAGGCUUCUGGACAGAGACGAAGAGAACCGGCUCAGAGUGGAGACAUAUGUGAGAAACAGCACUAUAUCUUUGCAGGAAACUCGUUUCCACCCUCCUCUUACGCCAACAGCAUUCCCCAUGGUGCAGUCCACUGAGAUUGUGAGACAGCUCAACGGCAGUAACGUUAUCCCGACUGACGGGGGUUCGCGGCCAGGAAGCGUCAGCAGACAUCACCAGCACCCUCCUCGGAGCUGCAGCUACCCGCCAGAUGAUGAGGACGAGGUGGAUGAAGGUUUGGGGGGUCCUGCCAGCCAGGAGCAUCCCGACGACCAAGACAGCGAGACCAACAGUUCCCAGGUCUCCGAGGUUCACAGUGCCCACUAUCAGCUAACUAAUGGCACGUUGAGACCCAAACCCCGACCGAGCCCCGCUGUGAUCAGUCCCCAUGCCUCCCUGAUCCACAAGGCUCAGAUUGUUUAGCAUGCUGCUGGAAAAAUAACACAUGAGACUGCAGAGCUAACAAGCUGAGGAUACACAAGCAACGGUUGGUCAUCACCCAGAAAACCAGUUUAUGUUCAAUUAUGAAAAACCUGCACAUUGACUAUGAUGCAGCAUCUUCUCUAUUGUGAGGGAUAAGGGUGCAAUAGAACAAAGUCCUUAAUGGAAAAAUCUACACCAAAGCAUCUACUAUAUUUUUCUGGAUUUUCCAAUAUCUGCCGGAUGUUUGUUGAUCUGCAGUGUGUCAUUUGUUCCCCCACAUAACUGGUACAACGGCACGGUCUUAAUAUUUCCAGUUAAAUGGACUGCAUUUACAGUGUCUCGACCUCUUUAGUGCCACAGGUCACAUUCACCUAUAUUUAUAAAACUCUUGUGCUGCAUGUUCAGACACACACCUAUGGUACAUGCGGGGGCAAUUUCCGGUUCAGUAAUGAGUCUUGCCCAAGGACAUUUUGACAGGGAGGAGUGGAGGAGCCAAGGGUUAAACCACCGACCCUCCGGUCAGUGGCCCCGCUGUACCUCCUGAGCCACAGCUGUUCCUCUAAAUGGGAAAUCCAUAAAUGCAGGAGAAUGCUGUGGGUUUGUUUGUACAUCAGACAAUUAAAUUGUAACACUGAAUGUGGAUUUUUGCUUUUAGUGGUAUUCAGUACCUGUGCCUGUGUUAAGUUCCCUUACUUAAGGAUUGGAUCCAACCCAUGGGGUUGUAACUCUCUCUUGCCACUACUGCAACAUGCAUACUUGUGCCAUAAUGUAUUACUGUCCAUGUGCCUUCGCCUUCAGCAGGGACACAGUUUGGAUCAGGAAAAGACGUCACACUACAGAGACAUUAAUGUGUCUUAUACAUCUAUAAAUCUGCACAAAAGUGCAACAUUUUUUCUUAAUUCUAACCUUUUCGAAAUAUUUUGUUGUAUGAAACUUAUUUCAAGGACAAUCUUUAACAAUACACAUUCAAUUUAUAUAUUAACGCAUUUAAUACAUGCAUAUCUAUCCUCUAGUUCCACACACAUACACAUAAAGUAGAUACAUAAGCAAUCUACCCUGCUGCUGUGUUGCAAGGGUAAAAGCCAAAAUACUUUUUUACAUUCACACAAAGUAAAUUGAACAUAUAUUGCAUAUAUGUGAUGUAUGCACACACAUACUGUACAAAGGGGAUGAAAGCUGGAAAACCUGUGAAAUAUUUGUAAAAUACAUUGUAAUUUUUUUUACAUGUUGCUGAAUAGCUUGAAAUGACUACUUUUAUGAUGUGGACUAACUAAAGGACCCAAGAGAUAAUGUAAGUCAUCUCGACUGUGGACAUACUGUACAGUAUCUGUGCUUUGCAAAGUUUCCCUUGGCUGCUGGAGGUUUUCAACAUCCAAGACAGGAUGAUGUUUCUCCAAGAGGAAUUUGACAUGAACUGUUACAAAUUUUUAAUAAUGUAAAACCAAGCCUGUGUUGUACUACUUUUAUAAGUGUGUAAGUGUGUGUGUGUGUGUGUGUGUGUGUGUGUGUGUGUGUGUGUAUGUGUGAGUUUGUGAAUUCUGAAUAUUAUGUUGUGGGUUUCUGUUACAGCCCUGAUAUGGGAGGCAAUGUGCCGAAAGGGAAAAUAUCAAAUAAAACAAAUCACUUUUGUUUGUUUUUUGUUUUUUUAAGCAACAAUUAAGUUUUACUAUGAGCUUUGUAAGUAUUGUGUUAUGUUAUCUUCUGUAAAUUAAAUUUUCUCCAGGGAAAAUAUAAUAUGA
Messenger RNA from Scophthalmus maximus (turbot), 3933 nucleotides. It is a transcript of the gene nectin4a, whose product is annotated as nectin cell adhesion molecule 4a. The record is from RefSeq and is a predicted model, not a curated record. Gene Ontology annotation, cellular component: adherens junction. The transcript is spliced from 11 exons. Lineage: Eukaryota; Metazoa; Chordata; Actinopteri; Pleuronectiformes; Scophthalmidae. Gene Ontology annotation, biological process: heterophilic cell-cell adhesion; homophilic cell-cell adhesion. Bases 329 to 2194 code for a protein of 621 amino acids.